AUGGCGGCACAACAGGCAGCUGAUGCUGUCAAGGACGGCGUCCAAGCUGUCGCGGACAAGGUCAGCGAGUUGACGACCUCGGACAACACCACCCAGCCCAACCUUUUGAAGGAUGAAGUCACGGGCGGGAUGGUCUCCAAGACCGAGUUGAAGAAGCGCCAGAAGGCCCGCGAGAAGGAGGCCAAGAAGGCAGAGGCGGCUGCUUCCAAGCAAGCUCCUCCAGCACCGAAGCGCAAGGCCGCCGACGACGAGGCACAGCUCAAUCCUAAUCAAUACUUCGAGAUUCGCUCUCGCGCCGUCAAGCGUAUGAAGGAGACCAACGACCCCAAUCCUUACCCUCACAAGUUCCAUGUCACCUACGACCUCCGCAACUUCGAGAAGGAGUUUGGCCAUCUGAAGAAGGGCGAGUUUAUCAAGGACAAGACUAUAAGCGUGGGAGCUCGUGUCUACAACAUUCGCACGUCAGGCGAGAACCUGCGCUUCUAUGAGGUCAGCGUCAAUGGCGCCGAUAUCCAGAUCAUGGCCCAGAACUUCGAGAACACCAGCGAGGUACCCUUUGCCAAGCAGCAUGAUAUUCUUCGACGAGGAGACAUCAUUGGUGUCACUGGAUACCCCGGCCGUACCAACCCAAAGAGAGAGGACAACCCUGGUGAGCUGUCCAUCUUCGCGCAGGAGGUCAUUCUCCUCGCGCCAUGUCUUCACCAGAUCCCAUCUGAGCACUACGGCUUCACCGACCAGGAACAGCGAUACCGCAACCGCCACUUGGACAUGAUCAUGAACAAGAGCACCAUCAACACGUUCAAGACUCGUUCACUCAUCACGAGGUACAUUCGACGCUACUUUGACGACAACGACUUCUACGAGAUCGAAACCCCCAUCCUCAUGGGCUCUGCAGGAGGUGCUACCGCUAUGCCAUUCUUCACCCAUCACAAUGAACUGGACAUGACCCUCGCGCUCCGUAUCGCAACUGAACUGCCGUUGAAGCAGCUUGUCAUUGGCGGUAUCAGCAAGGUCUACGAGCUUGGUCGUCAGUUCCGUAAUGAGGGUAUCGAUCUCACUCACAACCCUGAAUUCACCACCUGUGAGUACUACGAGGCGUUUGCCGAUGUCAACGAUGUCAUGGCCCGUACCGAAGAGCUUGUCACCGGUAUUGUCAAGUACGUCACUGGCGGUCUCAACACCACUUUCAAGACCCAGCAUGGCGAGGAAUACAAGGUCAACUGGGCUGGUCCGUGGAAGAAGGUGGAGAUGAUCCCUGCACUUGAGGAGGCAUGCGGCGAGAAGUUCCCACCUGGCGACCAACUUCACACCCAAGAGACCAACGAGUUCCUCAAGCGCAUGCUCAAGAAGACUGGCGUCGAGUGCGCGCCACCUCUGACCAAUGCCCGCAUGAUUGACAAGAUGGUCGGCGAGUUCAUCGAAGAGAAGUGCAUCGACCCCACCUUCAUCACCGGCCACCCCCAGAUGAUGUCGCCGCUCGCGAAGUACCAUCGCUCCCAGACUGGUCUGUGCGAACGUUUCGAAGCCUUCGUCUGCAAGAAGGAGAUCAUCAACGCCUACACCGAGUUGAACGACCCCUUCGACCAGCGUCUCCGAUUCGAAGAGCAAGCCCGCCAGAAGGCCCAAGGAGAUGAUGAAGCUCAACCACUCGACGAAGGCUUCCUCAAGGCCAUGGAGUACGGUCUCCCGCCAACUGGUGGAUGGGGUAUGGGCAUCGAUCGAUUGACCAUGUUCUUGACCAACAACUACAGCAUCAAGGAAGUUCUGGCGUUCCCGUUCAUGAAGCCUGAGGGGCAUGCGAGUGAGCAGCCCAAGGCGGCGGAAGUCGCUGGUGUUGAGCCUGUGCCGGAGGAGGGGAUUCCUCAUAAAUAG
This is a messenger RNA of Zasmidium cellare ATCC 36951, 1872 nucleotides long. RefSeq lists its product as uncharacterized. Lineage: Eukaryota; Fungi; Ascomycota; Dothideomycetes; Mycosphaerellales; Mycosphaerellaceae. Gene Ontology annotation, biological process: lysyl-tRNA aminoacylation. Gene Ontology annotation, molecular function: tRNA binding; ATP binding; lysine-tRNA ligase activity. The record is from RefSeq and is a predicted model, not a curated record. Bases 1 to 1872 code for a protein of 623 amino acids. The transcript has 2 exons. Gene Ontology annotation, cellular component: cytosol; cytoplasm.